CCUUCCCCCGACAGGCGGAGCGCUUCCCAUUGGACCAACUGUUUCCCGGGGCUCCCACAGUCAGUAGACCGAAUGCGCGCGCUUACACGCUAUAUGUGCUAUAUGGCAUCCUUGGGACGUCCCUUAACUGAUUGAAGUUGACAUUUAAAAUGGUUAAGGCAAUGGUUAGGUUAUGGGUAUGGUUUGGGUAAGGACGUCCAAAGGAUCCCAGAUAGCAGCAGGCAGCCAACCGUUCCAGCAGCUCUCCCGCACAGAUGCGCGAGCCAACUUGUCAGUUGGUCUCAUUUCGGAGGGGAACGGAGCGGUUCGAUCCGAGCAGUAUGAGGAACCACUGACGGUGGAAACGAUGAUAAUCACGAAAUCUUCCCCGGACAGAAGGAUUUAACCUGCAGUCCCACUGCUCACCCCUUCCCGUUUUAUUUCCACCUCUAGAGAUACGGACCUAACGUUAGCGAAAUUUCUGUACCAUCUCCAUUGUAAGACUAUCUCUCCCUUUGAUAUUUUUUAACCCCGUACAUUAAGGUUAGAGUGUCUUGACACGAUGUGGAAAACCGGGCUCCUUCUCCUCUUUUGGGGACUAUUAACAUCCAGUGAACUCCAGCAAGAAGCAACGGAGCCGGAGCCCCGAAAUCAACCACCGUCGGGAAAGUUGGAUUUUGGCUAUGUGCCCCAGGGAGUUUACAAAACCCUCGCCUAUUACGAACCUGGAGUAAUAGGGAUACUGUUCCACAUGGUGCACGCUUUUCUAUACGUCGUGCAGCCCAACCCUUUCCCUGAAGAUCUCGUCGUCAAAGUCGCCAAGGAUAAAUUUGGAGCCAUUCAGUCGGAGUAUCAGAAGCCAGAGAACAUUGUGCUGACGCUCCAGGCCAUCUACUAUGAGACAGGCUUCAUGGUGUGUGCCGUGCUCGGCCUGCUCUUCAUUGUCCUACUGCCCCUGGUUGGCCUCUUCUUCUGCCUGUGCCGCUGCUGCGAAAACUGUGGCGGCGAGAUGCACCAGCGCCAGCGGAAGAACGCUGACUGCCAACGGGGCCUGCUCACCACACUGCUCUUCGCCACCUCGCUCAUCAUCACGGCUGGAGUACUGUGUGCGUAUGCAGCUAACCAGAACCUGAGCUCCCAGCUGGAAGGCAUGAAAAGACUGGUUAGCAGCAACCUGGAGGACCUGCAGACCUUUGCCAAUGAGACACCAACGCAAAUUGAUUACCUAAUAGCACAAUACGCCACUGCCAAGUACACAGUCAUUUCUGACCUAGAUAAUGUGGGUCCUCUGCUUGGAGGGAAUAUCCAUGUGGAAUUGGGCACAGAGGUGCAUCCUGCACUGGACGGGGUGCUCCGUAUGGCUGGAGUCAAAGUUCAGAGGGCCAUUAAAGCCAUGCGGGAGACCAAGGAGGCCCUGGAGAACGUGAGUGUGUCUCUGGAGGUUCUCCAGGAGGCGACAGGGAAGCUCCACUUCAACCUGAGCCUGGUGCGCUCUAGCCUGAACAGAACCCUCAACGACCCGGGCUGCAGCGGCGAGGACUCGGAUGCCACCACCACCCAGCUCUGCCGCUCCAUCCACAGCUCCCUGGCACAGCUCCACGUCAGCGCCAACUUCACCCGGUUACCUGAUGUGAACAAUCAGCUGGAAAGUGUGAAUCAGGUGCUGAAAACGGACCUCAGCGAUAUCAUUCAAAAGGGCUUCUCCUCAUUCAAUGACACUCCAGGCAUGGUGAGUGACCAGAUGAGGGAUGUAGUCGAGGGAGCCCGGGGCCUGUUGGACGUCAUCAGCACCAACAUCAGCAGCUUCUCCAAGGUGUUCCCUGUACACAGCUCUCUGGCCAACUUCACCAACUUCAUCAUUCACACACAGUCCAAGAUAGAAGACUCUUACCCUGAGAUCGAUCAGAUAGACUUCUACAGGUGGAUUUGCUGUACUGGCCUCUGCUGCAUGGUGGUUCUCACCCUGGCCUUCAACUUCCUGGCCAUACUGUGUGGCACCAUGGGAUAUGACAAGCACGCCUCCCCUACCACACGGGGCUGUGUCUCCAACACCGGCGGCACCCUUCUCAUGGCCGGUGUGGGUUUCAGCUUCCUCUUUUCUUGGAUACUGAUGGGAGUGGUGACCGCCACCUUCCUUGUCGGAGGCAACGUGGAGAAGCUGGUCUGUGAACCCUUCCACACCAAGGAGCUCUUCAAGGUUUUGGACACUCCUCACCUGGUGAACCCUGAGUGGAGGAACUUCAUCCCAGGGUAUAUGUACAAUGACUCAGAUCUGGAUCUGACAGUGGAGAAUUUCUACAGUAAUUGCAAAAAUAACAGAAGUCUCUACUCUGCCCUGCGCCUGGAUAAAGUCUUCAAUGUCACAACCUUGCUAAACUCCAGCCUGUACACCAAGGAAGUGGCGAAGAUGUUUGACAGUGUGAAGAUUGACCUGAGAGGUAUCGUCCUGCUGGAGUCUGAGGGGAAACAGAGCCUCAUUGACUUCUCUGAGACUGGCAUCGCGGAGAUCAACUAUGCAGCGUAUCUGGCGGAGGUCAACAAAGGGGUGACUCUGGUGGACUUACUGUCGUACGCCAAUGAGCUUGAGGCACAGACGGACCUUAUGCCCAAAGGGCCUCUCCAGACCUCUCUGAAGGGCCACGCCAACAGUCUCCGUCAGAUCCACAGUCAGCUGGUCAUCCCUAUGGAGCAGGCCAUGAAAUAUGUUAGAGCGAGGAGUACGCUGAAUCAGAGCAUCAGACUACUCGAAAGGACUGCCUCAGAUCUGCCGAACAAAAUCACUGAUGUGCUGAAGACCAUCGAAGCGGCCCAGUAUCUCAUCUCCCAGAAUGCAACACAUGUCGCCAUCCAGGAAACAGAAAAGUACAAGCAAACCAUUGUUGGUUACUUCAGGCAAUACAUAGAGUGGGUCAGGACCUCCCUGACCAUGGAGGUAGCAGCCUGCAAACCCUUCAGCAACAUUGUGGACACAGUGGAGAUCGUAGCCUGCAGCUUCUUGGUUGACUCGUUGAACACAUUCUGGUUUGGCCUAGGCUGCUGUGCCCUGUUCCUCCUUCCUAGCAUCAUCCUGUCAGUAAAACUGGCAAAGUUUUACCGUAGAAUGGACACAGAGGAUGUUUACGAUGACAUUGAGACAAUUCCCAUGAAAACUAUGGAAAUUGGUAAUAAUGGUUAUCAUAAUGAGUGUUUACAAGGUAUCCAAAACCCUGUAAUGACAAGCAUCCCUGCCUAUGACACUAUGACUAGGUUCCCAAGGGCCUCAGCUCCCCCUAGGCAUAUCGACUGGUGAGAGAAGGCCGGGCUUUUUGACCGGCUCCAGAAAGGGCCAUCGAAAACUGGAACUGAAACACUAGAUUGACCCCAUCCACUUCCCACCCCUUGAACAAGACAAAGCUCAGAAAAUAUGUCCUUACUGGCAGAAGAAGCCCCUAACAAGAAGCUGAUGUCUUUUGUAUGUGUUCACCUGGCCCUCUCUUCCUCUAUCUCCAUGGAUCUAUUUACUGACAACAUCCUCCUGCCCAGUCACAACCUCUUCUGGAUAUCCAGUGUCCAAUAGGACCCCCUCAGACUCUACACAGGGUGUUGUCAUCAACUCUUCCUUUGAUUUUCCCUGGGGAACAAUAAGGAAGGUGUACAUCUGAGACAGUGUCGGUUGACCUUCACCCUUCACCACACACAGAUGUCUGUUGUGCCUGUGUUCACAUUAGUCUGAGCCGAGGCUGAGUUAAACUGCAGACACAACAACAAUUCAGAGGGCUGUGUACUCUCAAACCUUUUGUACUUCUUCUGUGUUUUGUAAAAAAGCAACUGAAAAGGUAUUUUGACGGUCAUGUAGAGCUGUUACAAGAACAUUUCCAUUUCUUGUCAUAGUUGAAUGAUGUUUUACUAACUGAUUGGGAGAGAUGUUUGAAACACAACCUCGGUGUGGAAAAAGACUUGAAGGUCGUGGAUCGUAGGCCUAUAUGUUUGUGCUUGAAUAAUAUAAGGACAAUUACAAAAUAGCAUGACUUUUGUAUGUUUGCAACAUUAGAAGACAGACAGAGGUUGUUAUCCUUGCUGAGGCAUACUGACUGACUGUUAGACCUGUUUAACCAUAGAAUUUUGACUGAUGACCACCAUAUUUGUAAGAUAUGAGGAAAUAUCUCAUAUCAGUGCAUAACAGGUAGAAUAUCACAUGAACCUGAACAGAAAUGUCAGGAGACUAUAACAUUCCUUAGUUCGUUAAUUUAUUAACAAUAAUGCAAAGUAUCAUGUUGAGUAAACUAACACGGCAUGUUAAUCAAGAUAUUUUUUAGGCUAUUGUAGUGGUCAAACCUUAAAGUGGAGAACUGCUAUUUGAAGCCAAAUUCUAUUCUUACUGUAGGUCUCAGGUCUUUAGUUGUUUAACAGUUAUGCAUAGUAUAUUGUUUCAAUAUUAUAAUUGUUUUAUCCCACAAUAGCUAUUGGUACCUAUGGAACUACAGAAGGGUAAAUGUAUUGAAGAGUUGUUUGUAUAUAAGAGAUGUAUUGCUUAAAGUGAAUGAUGACACCCGGAUGGAUUAUGCUGAAAAACAUUAGCGUGCUGUACAUGCCACCCCGAUAAUAUCACCCAUCUCUUCUCACUUGUUUACAGGUUAUGUUCCUUCUCCACCACUGUCUGCUUCGUAAAGAUGUGGGUCAUUAGCCUACUUAACUACCAUGUGCUGUCAAUCAAAUGGCAUUAAGCCGGUAGAGGUUUGUUGAUGAGAGGAGUGAGGACUUCUUAAUGGUUUGCAUAACUGAUCUUGCCCAUUGCGUCUCGGACAGAAGCUUCACUUCCCAAUAACUAUUACUUAAGUACAUGCCUGCAGACUGCUACCUGUGUAUGCUUAUUACAUCACACGCUAUUGUACUGAGUGCUUAAGACAGACAUUUUGUACGCACCAUAGAUAGUGGGUGCAAUGUUUACUGGUUGUUUUAAGGGUAAAACGGUAAUGUUGGCACUGCUGGUGCCCAUUGGAAAUGAGUGCCCAUGAUGAAGAUCUGAAAGUGUAUAAAUUGUGAAUAAAACAUUCAAUUUCA
Oncorhynchus nerka (sockeye salmon) is the source of this 5019-nucleotide messenger RNA. Its product is annotated as prominin-1-A-like. Gene Ontology annotation, molecular function: cholesterol binding. NCBI's taxonomy places the organism in Eukaryota, Metazoa, Chordata, Actinopteri, Salmoniformes, Salmonidae. The transcript is spliced from 30 exons. The record is from RefSeq and is a predicted model, not a curated record. Gene Ontology annotation, cellular component: cell surface; plasma membrane; microvillus. Bases 542 to 3268 code for a protein of 908 amino acids.